Molecule: messenger RNA, 817 nt
Organism: Manis javanica (Malayan pangolin)
Lineage: Eukaryota; Metazoa; Chordata; Mammalia; Pholidota; Manidae
Gene: CXHXorf58
Product: chromosome X CXorf58 homolog
Source: RefSeq, a predicted model, not a curated record
CCUCUGGCGGCUUCGAAAACCUCGCAGCCGGAAGCCGCGGACUUUGGAGGCCUGGGUUUACCUCAUAAAAGAGUAUUUCAUUAUAAGGAAAAUGAGUCAUCCCUCCAAGGUGUCCGUUACUGAUGUUCCAAAAACAGAUAAUCCACGCACAGGAAAAGGCCACAAAGGACAUUUGUCAAAUGUGAAGACAAAGACAGUACAACAGAAUAAAGAUAUUUCAGCUCAUACAAUACAGAGAGCUUGGUUAUCUCAUAUGGACAAAGCAAUAUUUCAACUCCUAAAGCACACAAUUUGUGCAGCUGAAAAUCGUGUGACACAUGAAAUGCUGAAGGAAGUGAGCCCCUUAGAGGCUGAGCUUGUUAAAGAUCCCAGCAUGAAGUGUAAAGUUAGAUUCGGAUUUAGUGGCAAGACAUUUCCACCUGUCAUCAUGUUUAAAAUUUUUCAUCAUACUGAAGGCCAUGGUUACAAGUAUCUCAGCGGAAAAAAUGUAUUAAAGCCGUCGAGUGAGGCAGUCAUUGAUGCUUGCAGAAUAAUGGGGGAAAAGAAAUUUUAUCAUCAAAUUAUGGAAGAUGAACAUCUUUUCCAGAAGUUGAAAAUAACUGAAAAAAUAGAUAUUGUCAUCCUGCAAGAUUACAUGCAGGAACUGCAAAUGGAUGCACCAGAUAAAAAGCAACAACAGACGGUCGUGUUCUCCACCCGAUCUUUCGACAUUGUGAAAGUUGGGGAACUCACAUCAGGUGAUGAAUUGGAAAAAGGAGAAAAGGAAUUAUUUGCCUGGUGUCAAGAUUUGUAUACUAACAGUUCUCCAUCAUGUUAA